Molecule: messenger RNA, 2220 nt
Organism: Ilex paraguariensis (yerba mate)
Lineage: Eukaryota; Viridiplantae; Streptophyta; Magnoliopsida; Aquifoliales; Aquifoliaceae
Source: the annotation of a GenBank genome assembly
AUGAGUAUAAAACAAGAAUCUGAAGAAAAUAGAAGCUCAAGUGCUUUAAGUACUGGUCAAAGUGACAUCAGUGUCUUGGAUCAAGAGCAGUCUCCAAUUGAUGACACAAGCCUUUGUUCUACAUCACCAAUAUGUGCAGCACCAGUUUGUCGGCAAUUUUGGAAAGCAGGGAACUACAGUGAUGGGCUUGCUUCUAAGUCCACAAUUCAAAAUGGCACAAGUUAUCUACAUAUUCACCCCAAGUUCCUUCACUCAAAUGCCACCUCGCACAAAUGGGCCUUUGGUGCAAUAGCAGAGCUGCUUGAUAAUGCUGUUGAUGAGAUACGGAAUGGGGCCACCUUUGUCAUUGUAGAUAAAACCUCAAAUCGAAGGAAUGGAAGCCCAGCAUUGUUAAUUCAAGAUGACGGUGGUGGGAUGGACCCAGAUGCAAUGCGGCGCUGCCUGAGUUUUGGAUUUUCAGAUAAAAAGUCAAAAUCAACGAUUGGACAGUAUGGAAAUGGCUUUAAGACUAGUUCCAUGAGACUUGGGGCAGAUGUCGUUGUCUUCAGCCGCCACAUGAAGAACAGGAAAUUGACACAGAGCAUUGGUCUUCUAUCUUAUACUUUUUUGACACAAGCAGGAUAUGACAGAAUAGUGGUUCCCAUGGUUGAUUAUGAGGUCAACACAUCUACUGGUGCAUUGGAUAACUUGCAUAGUAAAGAACAUUAUAUAGCCAAUCUUUCCAUGCUGUUGCAAUGGUCUCCAUACUCAACAGAAGCAGAGCUUCUAAAACAAGUUGAUUAUGAGGUCAACACAUCUACUGGUGCAUUGGAUAACUUGCAUAGUAAAGAACAUUAUAUAGCCAAUCUUUCCAUGCUGUUGCAAUGGUCUCCAUACUCAACAGAAGCAGAGCUUCUAAAACAAUUUGAGGAUGUUGGAUAUCAUGGUACAAAAGCAGUCAUCUACAAUCUAUGGAUCAAUGAUGAGGGUACUAUGGAGCUUGAUUUUGAGUCAGAUCCUGAGGAUAUUCUUAUUGCUGGGGAGGCUAAGACUGCAGAGAAAGGUCACUUUCGGACGACAGCAACUGAACAGCAUCUCGCUAACCGUCUUCGUUAUUCUCUUCGUGCAUAUUUGUCCGUGUUGUACUUGCGCAUACCUGAAACUUUCUGCAUACUACUACGGGGGCGAGUUGUUGAGUACCAUAAUAUUGCCAAUGAUCUUAAGUUUCCAGAAUUCAUCUUGUAUAGACCGCAAAGUGGUGGAUCUGUGGAGGGCACAGUUGUUACAACGAUUGGGUUUCUAAAGGAAGCUCCACAUGUGAAUAUUCAUGGCUUUAAUGUCUACCACAAGAAUCGUUUAAUUCUGCCAUUUUGGCAUGUGGUAAGCUACUCCGACAGUAGAGGCAGGGGGGUUGUUGGUGUUUUGGAAGCAAAUUUUAUUGAGCCUAUACACAAUAAACAAGAUUUUGAGAAAACUCCUGUCUUUCAAAAGCUUGAAGUUCGCUUGAAGGAAAUGACAUGGGAAUACUGGGAUUAUCAUUGUGGGCUUAUUGGAUAUCAUCAGGUCAGGAAAAAACCUCAGGCACCAACUACUUCUCAGGUUUCAUCUGAUUUUGGCUCACAUCAUGGUACUCAUCAACCAGUUGUCUUGGGUAGAAGCUUUUCUGCUGCUGGUAGUACAAAAGCAACACCAGCAGGAGCUCAUUUGAAGAGGAAAAAAUAUGAUGAUUUAGCAGAACUUGAUAAGGUGAAACGGAUGGCUGGGUCCAAUCAGGAAAUACAGCCUGCUGCCAUCACUGCAAAUCACUUGGAAGAUCAAGAUGCCACUAACAUGAUGCAAGAAAAUAAAAGGCUCCAUGCGCUAUGCCGGGAAUAUGAGAAGAGGAGUGAAGAACUUAAUCUCAGGGUAAGUCGGCUAAGGAGUGAACUAGGUGAGGCCCAGCUUGAGCAUGGUCGGCUGUUGACUGAAUUGCAAUUGUUGGAGAAAGUCAAGGGUGAAAAUGACGUAAAUUUUUAGCAUGUUUUUACUGUUUUGCUUCCAAUUGUUCUUUUGUAAAAGAAUGUGGUAAUCAGAAGCUUUCAAACCUUUCGAAAAGUUUUAAGGAAAAAACAGCUAAAAAUCAUACGUUUUUCUGUUUCCUUUCCUUCUCUUCUUUGGGAAGAAAAUGAAUCUAAUCGAAACCCAACAGAUCAGUAACAGUUUUAUCUCUUUCAAUUUGUCAUGGCCAUAAGCAAAUAAGAG